Messenger RNA from Aaosphaeria arxii CBS 175.79, 518 nucleotides. RefSeq lists its product as uncharacterized. Bases 76 to 438 code for a protein of 120 amino acids. Lineage: Eukaryota; Fungi; Ascomycota; Dothideomycetes; Pleosporales. The record is from RefSeq and is a predicted model, not a curated record. The transcript has a single exon.
CACACAUCAUCAUCCUUUUCCAUCCCAGCCCAUCCCCAUUAUCCUUUCUUCCCCCUACCUCCCCCUCUUGGUGUAAUGUAUCAUCCUGUAAUACGAGUUUUCGUCUCUGUCUUUUCUUUCUAUUCUUCCAUUCAGGUCCUUUCUUCUCUCGGCCCUGGACACGCCGCAAGCCUGGCCCGGCCUGGCACGGCACCUGCACACACACACACACACACACACACACACACACACAACUGCACGCACGCACUUGCUUUGCAUAUGCAGAAGUGGGCGAGCGCCGCAAGAAAACGUGGACCGUUUAGAACAAACACGCAGCUUUCCGGCUGCGCUGUCAUCCGCUCAUACGUCCUGACUCGUCCUCAGUCCGACACACGACUCCAUUAUUCUCCCACUUUCGGCUCAGGGGAUGCAUCACGUAUCUAUUUAGCUUGUAUAUAGACAAUUACGCACUGCUGGAUGUAGACCGAUAGAAUGUCAUGUUACGGCAUGGCAUAGGAUGUGCUGGCUGAUGGCCACCG